This is a messenger RNA of Panthera uncia (snow leopard), 3078 nucleotides long. It is a transcript of the gene PCDH11X, whose product is annotated as protocadherin 11 X-linked. The coding region runs from base 1 to 3078 and encodes 1025 amino acids. NCBI's taxonomy places the organism in Eukaryota, Metazoa, Chordata, Mammalia, Carnivora, Felidae. The record is from RefSeq and is a predicted model, not a curated record. Gene Ontology annotation, molecular function: calcium ion binding. Gene Ontology annotation, biological process: homophilic cell-cell adhesion. Gene Ontology annotation, cellular component: plasma membrane. The transcript has 2 exons.
AUGGACUUGCUGUCUGGGACGUAUAUAUUUGCAGUCCUGUUAGCAUGCGUCGUGUUUCAGUCUGACGCCCAGGAGAAAAACUACACAGUCCGAGAAGAAAUGCCAGAAAAUGUUCUGAUAGGUGACUUGCUGAAAGAACUCAACUUGUCACUGAUUCCAGAGAAGUCCCUCACAUCUCCUAUGCAGUUUAAGCUAGUGUACAAGACUGGAGAUGUGCCCCUGAUUCGAAUUGAAGAGGGCACUGGUGAGAUCUUCACUGCUGGAACUCGCAUUGAUCGUGAGAAAUUAUGUGCUGAUAUCCUGGUGGAAACCCGUUGCUUUUAUGAAGUGGAGGUUGCCGUUUUGCCAGAUGAAAUAUUUAGACUGGUUAAGAUACGUUUUCUGUUAGAAGACAUAAAUGAUAACGCACCAUUAUUCCCAGCAACAGUCAUCAAUAUAUCAAUUCCGGAGAACUCGGCUAUAAACUCUCGGUAUGCUCUCCCAGCAGAUAUUGAUCCUGACAUAGGAAUAAAUGGAGUUCAAAACUACCAACUGAUUAAGGGUCAAAGUAUGUUUCGGCUUGAUGUCAUUGAAACACCAGAAGGAGACAAGACGCCACAGCUAAUUGUUCAAAAGGAGUUAGAUAGAGAAGAGAAGGAUACAUAUGUAAUGAAAGUAAAGGUUGAAGAUGGUGGCUUUCCUCAAAGAUCCAGUACUGCUAUUUUGCAAAUAAAUGUUGCUGACACAAAUGACAACCACCCAGUAUUCAAGGAGAAUGAGAUUGAAAUCAGUAUACCAGAAAAUGCUCCUGUAGGUACUUCAGUAACACAAGUCCAUGCCACAGAUGCCGACAUAGGUGAAAAUGCCAAGAUUCACUUCUAUUUCAGCAAUCUAGUCUCCAACAUCGCCAAGAAACUAUUUCACCUGAACAACAUCACCGGACUUAUCACAAUCAAAGAACCACUGGAUAGGGAAGAAUCACCAAACCAUAAGUUACAGGUUUUGGCAAGUGAUGGUGGAUUGAUGCCAGCAAGAGCAAUGGUUCUAGUAAAUGUUACAGAUAUCAAUGACAAUGUCCCAUCAAUUGACAUAAGAUACAUCAUUAAUCCAAUCAAUGGUACUGUGAUUCUUUCAGAAAAUGCUCCACUUAACACCAAAAUUGCUCUCAUAACUGUGACAGAUAAAGAUGCUGACCAUAAUGGCAGGGUGACAUGCUUCACAGAUCAUGAAGUCCCUUUCAGAUUAAGGCCAGUGUUCAGUAAUCAGUUCCUCCUGGAGACUGCUGCAUAUCUUGACUAUGAGUCCACAAGAGAAUACGCCAUUAAAUUGCUAGCUGUAGAUGCUGGAAAACCUCCUUUGAAUCAAUCAUCCAUGCUCCUUGUCAAAGUCAAAGAUGAAAAUGACAAUGCUCCAGUUUUCAUCCAGCCUUUUAUAAGUCUUUCUGUUGCUGAGAAUAACUCUCCUGGCACCAAGUUGACAAAAAUAAGUGCAGUGGAUGCAGACAGUGGGCACAAUGCUGAAAUCAAUUAUCUGCUAGGUGUUGAUGCUCCAUCUGAAUUCAACCUGGAUCAUCGUACAGGCAUUCUAACUGCAGGGAAGAAACUAGAUAGAGAGAAACAAGAAAAAUAUUCCUUCACAGUUCUGGCAAAAGAUAAUGGGAUACCAUCCUUCAUGACCAAUGCCACAGUCUUAGUGACCAUUCUUGAUCAGAAUGAUAACAGUCCAAUUUUUACUCACAAUGAGUACAACUUCUAUGUCCCAGAAAACCUUCCAAGACAUGGCACAGUAGGACUAAUCACUGUAACUGAUCCUGAUUAUGGAGAAAAUUCUGCAGUCACCCUCUCUAUUUUAGAUGUGAAUGAUGACUUCACCAUUGAUCCACAAACUGGUGUUAUCCGACCAAAUAUUUCAUUUGACAGAGAAAAGCAAGAAUCUUAUACUUUCUAUGUAAAGGCUGAGGAUGGUGGUAAGGUAUCACAUUCUUCAACUGCCAAAGUGACAAUAAAUGUGAUUGAUGUCAAUGACAACAAACCAGUUUUUGUUGUCCCUUCUUCCAACAACUCCUAUGAAUUGGUUCUACCAUCCACUAAUCCAGGCACAGUGGUCUUCACAGUAGUUGCUAUUGACAAUGACACUGGCAUGAAUGCAGAGCUUCAUUACAACAUUGUAGGAGGAAACACAAAAGGUCUAUUUAUAAUUGACCAAACAACAGGCAACAUAACACUGAAGGAGAAAUGUGUUGUUACAGACCUUGGUUUACACAGACUGGUAGUCAAAGCUAAGGACUUAGGACAACCUGAUUCUCUCUUCAAUGUUGUAAUUGUUAAUCUAUUUGUGAAUGAGUCAGUGACCAAUGCUACACUGAUUCAUGAACUGGUACACAAAAACAUUGAAACACCAGUGACCCCAAAUACUAAGACAACUGAUGCAUCCUCACCAACCAGUGACUAUGUCAAGAUCACGGUUGCUAUUAUUGCUGGCACCAUAACUGUCAUCAUUGUUAUUUUCAUUACUGCUAUAGUAAGAUGCUGCCAAUCACCACACCUUAAGACUGCUCAGAAAAACAAGCAGAAUUCUGAAUGGGUUACUCCAAACCCAGAAAACAAGCAGAUGAUAAUGAUGAUGAUGAAGAAGAAGAGGAAGAAGAAGAAGAAAAAGAAGAAGAGGAAGCAUGCCCCUAAUAACUUGCUGCUUAACUUUGUCACUAUUGAAGAAACUAAGGCAGAUGAUGCUGAGAAUGAUGGAAACAGUGCCACACUAGACGUUCCCAUUCAACUGGAAGAACAAACCAUGGGCAAGUACAAUUGGGGCACUAUACCUACUACCUUCAAGCCUGACAUCCCUGAUUUGGCCUGGCAUUACAAAUCUGCCUCUCCACAGCCUGCCUUCCAGAUCCAGCCUGAAACUCCCCUGAAUUUGAAGCACCACAUCAUCCAUGAACUGCCUCUUGAUAACACUUUUGUGGCUUGUGAUUCCAUCUCCAAGUGUUCCUCCAGCAGUUCUGAUCCUUACAGUGUUUCUGAAUACAGCUAUUCAGUGACAACUUUCAAGACUCCUGCAUCUAUACACACCAGACCGGUAGUUAAUCCAAGUUUCUAA